CCCGCCCCCUGGUGUAAAACAGUCUGCUUCACAGUGACAGCUCAGACAAUAUGCUGGUGAGUCACAGAAGUGAAGUGGACUAAACCCCCCCCCCCCCCAGAGUUUCCACGCACAUUCAGGGUUGAGAUGGUUCACUGAGACGCAGACCCUUUUCUUUUUCUACGUGGACGUUUAAAACAACUGCUAAGAACCAUGAACGCUCUUGCCAAGGCUUUGUAUGACAACACUGCAGAGUGUGCAGAUGAGCUGGCCUUCAGAAAAGGAGACAUCGUCAUAGUGAUGGAUCAGAACGUGGCCGGUACCAGCGGCUGGUGGAUGUGUUCUCUGUACGGACGCCAUGGCCUGGCUCCUGCAAACCGACUGAAGCUCUUACCACAGACAGUACCCACUGCAGGCCCCUUAAACCAGCCCAGAGACAAACCUAAAUUAUCUGAUGCUCAGAAUGACGACAGCCAGCAAAAUAUCUAUCAGAUCCCAAGUGUGCCCCGCCCUCAAGGCAGCCCGGCUUAUGAACGAAUGGACAUGAUCUAUAAGGUCCCAUCCACUCCUUUGUCUGCAUCGAGAAGUCCCAUCUCCUCAGGACUUAAACACAGCCCAGAAGGACCAGAAGGAAAUAAGGCUUUACCGUUCGGCUCAGCAUACAGCCCAAAAGGGGAAGUUUACGACGUUCCAAGUCAAGCAAGAAGAACCUCUCUUUUCACCGUGUCAGCUACUCCACAACAUUCGGUCCGAAAACACUCACUUGUUCCAAUCUCGGAGCUGGAGAAACGAUUUGACUCUCUGGAGAGUUUAAGGUGCAGCAGUCCAGGAGACGCUUAUGUUUAUGCAGUUCCACCAACGUUGCCCCAGGACCCAAACUAUGACAUCCCUGUUCCCUCGGCCACUGAAGCCCAGAAUAAAAUGAUCAGUGGAUUCAGGACGCUACCCAGCCCUCGCAAACAUGAGUGGAUCUACGAUGUGCCAGUGAGUCCUGACAAACAAAGCCCCCCUCAAAGUUUCCAGGAGGGCAUUCCAUCCAAGACUGUCUGCAGGAAGCUCUAUGACACUAUGCCAACCCGACCCAUCCAAACCACCUGUCCAUCCCCUUCGCUUUAUGAUAUACCAAAGCCCAGCUCCCUUGACACCCCAAGUCCUCCCAAACUUUUGCCGAGGAUCCCGAUUUAUGACAGGCCUCCAACUCAAGAGGUUACAGAGGAGGAGUUGGUGUAUGAUGUUCCACCCCAUGAGGAACCCCUAACCAGAGUUGUCAGUGACACCCCUAAUGAUCAUAUUCCACUGGAGUGCAGGGUGGAUUCCAGUAAUGCCCAUGAACACACCAGCGCACGUCUGUAUCGAAUAAGAAACUUCCUUGCCUACACAUCUUUACGUGACCGACCAGGAAGUCAAGAGUCAUUCGCAUAUGAGGACGAUGAGCGAAGCCGAACGAUGCGUCUCUCUGCAGUUGAAAGUCAACGGAUCAGCACGGCAUCGAGUUCGUCCACCAGCUCGUGCGACUCGCUGCCCCUGAGCUCGUCUUCUCCAGAACCUUUGCGAGAAGUGACUCUACGGCAGGAUGAGGCCAGUCGCAGACUUCUGGAUCUGAAGGAAGCUGUUUGCAAAGCCGUGCCCCGGCUCAUGGAGUUCGUCAGCAGCCACUGGAGGAGCAAAGAACAUUUGGAGAAACACCUCGAGGAGAUCAAACAAGCAGCGGGGGAAAUUGCUUGCGCUUUGACGUCCUUUCUGAACUUUGCUUUGGACGUUAAGGGAAACGCCCGUCGUUUGACCGACACCAACCUGCAGACCAGACUCUAUAAGCAGCUUUCCAUCGUAGAGGACUCAGGUGUGAUCCUUCAGCAGACAGUGAGUGCGCUGAAUGUGGCAGGUUGGCCUCUCAACACUUUAUGUCAGGACUCAGGACAAGUCCAAACGCCUGACCAGCUAGAGCGCUUCGUUAUGGUGGCACGCACUGUGCCAGAGGAUGUGAAACGCCUCGUGUCAAUUAUCAAUGCCAACGGAAAGCUUCUGUUCAGGGCCCCACAGAAAGAGCCAGAGCCUUUAAACACCACAAGGCAGCCAGAAAUACAGAAAAGUCCAGAGAGAACUGAGCAUGAAGGAGACGAGGAGGACGAUGACAAUGACUACGUGGAGCUACAGACAAAAACUGAUUUUGAAAAGCAACAAGAGGAAGUGCAGAAGGAACCAAAAGAAAAUGCUGCACCAGCAUCUAACAUCGCACAGGGUGAAACAAAGUGUCAUUCAUCUGAAUCCUCUGGUGGAACGGAUGAACCUCGUGCUUCCUCCUUGUCCGAACACUGCAGACUGUACUUCGGCGCUCUGCAGAAGGCCAUCGGAGGGUUUGUGGGCAGCCUUCAGGACGGACAGCCGCCGGAGAAGUUCAUCUCCCAAAGCAAGCUGGUGAUCAUGGUGGGCCAGAGGCUGGUGGACACCCUGUGCAGGGAGGCCCAACGUGGAGGGUCCAGCCAGAGUCUUCUGUCUAAGAGCAGCCACCUGUGUGCUCUCCUGAAGCAGCUGGCUGUGGCCACCAAGAAGGCAGCGCUGCACUUCCCGGACAGGCAAGCUGUGUACGAGGCUCAGGAAUUCGCAAAGGAACUGGCCCAAAGAGCACAGCACUUUCGUUUAUCACUUGACCUUUGAGAACACAUGCAUCAACAUGACAAAUCCUCUGUAAAGCAAAAAA
Molecule: messenger RNA, 2677 nt
Organism: Sphaeramia orbicularis (orbiculate cardinalfish)
Lineage: Eukaryota; Metazoa; Chordata; Actinopteri; Kurtiformes; Apogonidae
Gene: cass4
Product: Cas scaffold protein family member 4
Exons: 7
Coding region: 193-2634 (813 amino acids)
Biological process (GO): cell surface receptor protein tyrosine kinase signaling pathway; cell migration
Cellular component (GO): cytoplasm; plasma membrane
Molecular function (GO): protein binding
Source: RefSeq, a predicted model, not a curated record